This is a messenger RNA of Vitrella brassicaformis, 3304 nucleotides long. The record is from the annotation of a GenBank genome assembly. Lineage: Eukaryota; Vitrellaceae.
AUGAGGGCGGGCGGGAGAAGGGCGGCGGCCGUCAUCUGCAACGUCGCACACGCACUCGACACGUCGGCAGGUAUGUGCGUGUCAGUCAGGGACAGACAUGAACAUUUCACUACUGUCCGGACUCACUCCAAUGUGUGCAUGGCAUGCAGGCGGCCAGGUGGUGGCGAAGACGCCCUGCGUAGGGUACACGGCGGAGAGGCAUCUGCCGCCGCCAGAGACCAUGAAGGGUCACGAGGAGUGGGACGGAGAGGGCUGGGAGGAGCAGAAGAUGCACUGUGUGCUGCAUGAGGCCAGGUAUCCAACAGACACGUACACGCAGACAGACAGACAGACAGACGUGCACAAACACGUCCUUCUGCGUGUUUCUUCCUUCAGAGUGCUCGGCCAUAUCAAGGCGGCGGGCGGCCAUAAGAACGUCGUGGUCAUCAGAGGCCCCCGGUUCCUUGUGGACUCGUGCGCCCUGUUCAUGGCCAAGGCCAAGGGCCGCUCGCUCGCCGAGGCAAGUAGAAACAAGACACACACUUGUACACACACGGAUACAUAUUCAUUUGUUAAGGUCUGCCUGAACCCAUGGGUGCUUAUGUGCAGAUAUUGAAUAGUAAGGGUGCCGUGGCGGCCGGCAUCGCACUUCAGGAGAGGCUGGCCAUCAACUGGCAGCUGUUCGAGGCCGUCGCCUUCAUACACCGACACAGCGUUGUCUACCGGGACAUGAAGCCGGGGAAUCGUAAGCAGACAUAUAUCAUCCAGAGAGACACACACCAUCAGUCAGCCAGAUGGAUGGACGCCCAUUCACUCAUGUCCAUUUCUCUCUGUCUGUGUGAAUGUGUGUGCAGUGGUGUAUGAUCGGCGGUCUCGGCAGCUGACGGUGGUGGACUUUGGCUCGGCGGCGGUGCUGGAGGGCUGCGACUUUGUCGACAGCAGCUGCUAUGCAGCCGUCACGCCCCAGUACCAGUCGCCCGAGCUCACCACCUCUCCGUGGCGGCACCUGCAUCCCGAUACCCCCCCUGACGAUCUCAUGGACAGCCACAGCGACGUGUGGGUGGCCGCUAAAAUGAACAUCGAGACCGAACUGAGGGAAUCGCGAUAUCGCCGACUGCUAGGCCCCAACCAGGCCGACCAAGUGAUGAGCACGGCCAGCGGGCGCAUUGUCGGUAGGUCCGCUAAGCGCUUCACUCAUAAGUACACGCGAGACACGUGUUUGUCUUGGAUGUGUGUCUCAGUCCACACAUCGCCGCCUACAUUUUAUAUUCGCGUGACUCAUUCCCCGCCGCGACCAUGUGCGUGCCGCUCGACAUGAACCCCAUUCAUUUCGAUCUACCCCACUGCCUCAGCUUGCAAGAGGAGAGGGCGUCCAGAGCAGAGAGAAGCAGAACGCCAUCGCCUGCCGCUGCUCUGCCUGUAUGCGAGAGAGACGCCCAUUGCGGAGGCAAUCGCGUGAUAAUGGAAGGCCUUCCGCGGAGCUCAGUAGACUUCUCAGUAGACAGCACCAGCUGGCGCCGCGAAGGCCUCCGCCGGAGGCCUAGCGCCACGGCACAUCUUGAGAAUGUGCUAGUGCUGCCCAACCCACUGGACCCACGCCAAGCUUAGUGUACAGCUGAACUGGCACCACAUGUGCUCUGCUGUUUGCUCGCAUUGCUGUGCUUGGUUGUGGUGCAUCCACUGCAGGACGGCAAGCGGCCAGCUACCCGGAGUACGUUGACGCCGAGCCGUUUUGGCUCCCUGCCGACGGCAUGCCGCCCACCUUGCCUGCAGCCUAUCGGCUGUUCCACGAGGCGGCCCAGCUGCUCUACGGCCCCAGCCAGCCGGACGUCCAGUCCUUCAAGGACUUCGUCGAGGACCAUUGGCUGGCGGGGCUCGUACGAGCAGCCUGGUCGGCGGCGCGGGGCGAGCGCUUCAUUUGGAAGCUCCUGCACCGCCUUAGCGGCCUGAUUAGUUUUCAGCGGUCGGCGGCCAACGUGUGCAGGGAGCUGGGGGUGCCGGUGGUGCAGGGGGAGGGCAGGAGUGGCCGACGGUAUUCGGCCGACACGGGGGAGGGGAUGCUUAGGGACGGGGAGCCCCUCCAGCAGUGUUUGAUGGACGGGAUGAGGGGUAGGCGCAACGGGACGGCGCCGCUCGUUUUCAAUGUCGCACACGCACACGACAAGAUGGCAGGUACGUGUUCGAUUGCACUGCAUCGCAUGCUGUCAUUGAGGGAUUGAGUCGUCUGGCUGGUCAUUUGUGCAGGCGGUGUGGUCGUCAAGAAGACGCCCUGCAGGGCGUAUACUGCCGACAGGCAGCCGCCACAGGGGAGCAUGGCCGACGACGAGUCAGACCCGGGCUACUGGGAGGAGCAUGAGAUAAACUGCGUCCUCAAGGAGGCCAGGUAUGAUCAUACUCAGCCGGAUGGCGCAUAUCAAUCAACAAUGUGCACACCGGGUGCGGUGCUGUUUGCGCAGGGUGCUGGGCCGGGUGCGGGCGGCUGGGGGGCAUCGCCACAUCGUGGCCAUCAAAGCGGCCGAAUUCUGCCUAGAUGGCAGCGCCAUCUACACCAAAAGGCCAACGGCCGCGCUCUCCAUGAGGUGAUCAGGAACCACGCUAGUGGUGUGGUCGACACGCAUAUCCAUUCUGAAUGCAUGGAUGUGCAGAUAGUGUUUGAGCAGGCUGGCAUGACGAGGAGGGAGAGGCUGGCCAUCGUCACACAGCUGCUGGAGGCCGUCGCCCACAUGCACCGACUGGGAAUGGUCUAUCGCGACAUGAAGCCCGACAACGGUGAGUGGGUGACGCCCCGUGUCUGCAUGCCCGCUCACUAUCUGUUUGACUGUCUGUGUGUGUCUGUGUGUGUCUGUGUGUGAAUGUGUGUGCAGUGGUGUAUGAUCGGCGGUCUCGGCAGCUGACGGUGGUGGAGUUUGGCUCGGCGGCGGUGCUUGAGGGCUGCGACUUUGUCGACAUCAGCGGCAGCUCGGCCGUCACCCUCCAGUACCAGCCGCCAGAGUUGAUCGGCUCCCCCUGGGGCCAUCUGCAGCCCGACGCGCCCCCCGACGGCCUGAUGAACAUGGCCAGCGACAUCUGGAUGGUGGCCAAGACCGCCGUCGAGAUCGUCACUGGCCAUUUCAUCAAGGGCGGUGACGCCGACGACGAUGACGACGACGGCGAGGACAUCGAGGUGCCGCCCACCAUCCCAGCCCCGCUCGCCGCCCUCCUCGCCGCCGCCAUCACCAAACCCAGGGAGGAGAGGCCAUCGGCGCACCAGCUGCUCAGGGCAGCGCGACAGGCCGAGGAGGAGGAGCAGAAACUAUCGCCCUGGGGCUCACCCUCGGCCGAGUAG